UUAUACUGUGGCAAGAUUUAUUUUGCUUUUCGGUCGAUCAAAUUUGUAACAAAGAUCCAUCAGUCUUCCAGAUAAAUCAAAAUCCAAUUAUGUUUUCUCGUACAGCAACCGCUACAGUUGCCAAGUCCGCGAAYUCCUUUCUUCGUUCGCGAGUCGCAAACACGGUGCGGGACACUAGCAAUGGUAAUCUUCUCCGCCUCACUCUCUGCCGUGGUUUUGCCGCCGAAUUCGAUCGCAGCAAACCGCACGUGAACAUCGGGACAAUCGGCCACGUCGAUCACGGAAAGACGACGCUCACCCAGGCCAUCACGAAGGUCUUGAGUGAAACUGGCGCCGCCGAAGCCAUGACCUACGAAGAUAUCGAUCGAUCUCCCGAAGAAAAAGCAAGAAAAAUUACUAUCAAUACCACCCAUAUCGAAUACGAAACAGGCACACGCCAUUAUGGUCACAUCGAUUGGUGAGUUCAAGAAAAUGUGGUUUUGAUGUUUACRAUGGACUAAAAWGGAGGAAAUUUUCUGUGAUUUGGUCCACAAACCAAGACCUCAAACAAGGACYAUACAAUGGCAUGAGUUUUCGGGCCUCUCAUUCUUUUUUUGCCUUACUUCAUUGGGUUCAUAAAUACCCAUUUGACGUUUCUGUUCAUGAAUCUUUUCGAUUUCGUGUACUCUAUACAUUUUCUGAAACGAAUAUACGAUAUGACACAACUCUCGUGACCACUGUUGACCCAUAAAUCGAUAUCCAAUGCAAACAAAAACAGUCCCGGUCACGCGGAUUACGUCAAAAAUAUGAUUACCGGAGCAGCUCAAAUGGACGGUGGAAUUUUGGUCGUUGCCGCUACCGAUGGUCCAAUGCCCCAGACUAGAGAACACAUCCUAUUAGCGAARCAGGU
Pseudo-nitzschia multistriata is the source of this 889-nucleotide messenger RNA. Lineage: Eukaryota; Bacillariophyta; Bacillariophyceae; Bacillariales; Bacillariaceae. The record is from the annotation of a GenBank genome assembly.